Molecule: messenger RNA, 465 nt
Organism: Paramecium sonneborni
Lineage: Eukaryota; Ciliophora; Oligohymenophorea; Peniculida; Parameciidae
Source: the annotation of a GenBank genome assembly
UUCUAAUAUAUUACCCUUAAUCUACAACAUAUACAACCUAGAGUUUUAGGAAAUUUAAAAAUAAGAAGAUAUAGUUGAAAAUACUAAUGCAAUAAAAGAAUCUCAUUUAAAAAGAACAUUCAAAUAAUUUCAAUAAUUAUUAAGAGAUCUAGAAUACGCUAAAAUUGAAGAAUGAAGUAUUGUUAUUACUAAUAAAUAAAUAGUUAAAACAGGGAGGAUAAGAAGAAGAAAAGAAAAGCUCAAGCAUUUUUAAUCGAAGUAUGAAAAUAUGAAUAAAGAAUAUAUAAAUUUAAGAGAAAAAAUUGCAAAAGCGGAAGGAGAAAGAUAAAUUAUUACGGAUAAGGAGAAGAAGAAGUAAAAGCAUUGAAUGUUUAAAUUCAUUUUCUAGAAAAAUAAAUUUCAGAGCUUAGAUUAGAUUAUGAAAAAAUAAAGAAAAAAAUGAAUAACUUCAUCAUCAAAUAUUAG